CGUCUCUCCCUGUUUCUCUCUCAGUCCUGCAGUGUGCCACCGUCAUCGGCUUUUUUUAUUGGGCUGCGGGGGUACAACAGCAGCACAAAAAAUACCACGGUUCCCAAGUCUACGUCACCUUCGCCGUCAGCUUCUACCUGGUGGCGGGCCCCGGGGGAGCCUCCAUCCUCGCCACCGCCGCCAACCUCCUGCGGCACUACCCCACCGAGGAGGAGGAGCAAGCCCUGGAGCUCCUCUCUGAGAUGGAGGAGAACGAACCCUACCCGGCCGAAUACGAGGUGAUCAACCAAUUCCAGCCCCCACCGGCGUACACCCCCUGA
Messenger RNA from Pterocles gutturalis (yellow-throated sandgrouse), 320 nucleotides. It is a transcript of the gene TMEM127, whose product is annotated as transmembrane protein 127. Lineage: Eukaryota; Metazoa; Chordata; Aves; Pterocliformes; Pteroclidae. Gene Ontology annotation, biological process: negative regulation of TOR signaling; negative regulation of cell population proliferation. The record is from RefSeq and is a predicted model, not a curated record. Gene Ontology annotation, cellular component: membrane.